Molecule: messenger RNA, 2483 nt
Organism: Rhagoletis pomonella (apple maggot)
Lineage: Eukaryota; Metazoa; Arthropoda; Insecta; Diptera; Tephritidae
Exons: 5
Coding region: 1989-2471 (160 amino acids)
Source: RefSeq, a predicted model, not a curated record
UGUCAUUGGUUGCUUUUCUGGGUUAAGUAAACCCAAAAACAUCAACGACUUCAUGCGUGAUUUUUGUACAGAGGCCAAAUCACUUAAAUAAAACGGAAUUAAAGUGGGUUCCAUGGCAGUUUUAAAACCAUUUAAUAUUCGUGUUUUUAUUUGCGAUUGUCCAGCCAGGGCUUAUGUAACAGGAGUAAUAGGUCACAAUGGAAAAAACGGAUGUCCUAAGUGUAGCGCAGAAGGACUUUAUAAGGAGAGAAGAGUUUGCUUUCCGAAAAAGGUUGGUCUACCCAGGUCAGAUAAGUCCUUCGCAAUGAGAGCCAGUACUUUUCAUCACCUUACUCAGUUUAAGGAAACAAAAAGUGUUUUAGAGGAAGCGGGAUUCGGCAUGGUUUCCCAAUUUCCACUCGAUUCCAUGCAUUUGGUGGAUUUAGGCGCAGUUAAGAAAUUGCUGAAACUGUUUAUUACGGGUAAAAAAUGCAAUAUUAAAAGAAUCAAUGAUAAACUUACUUUUGUCGCACAAUUUGUUCCGUCUGAAUUUGGUCGUCUUCCCAGGAGCUUAGAUGAAGUUUCUAAUUGGAAGCCAACUGAAUUUAGACAGUUUUUGCUCUACACUGGAAUAUUUGUUUUAAAGGAUUGUAUAAGUGAAGAUUCUUAUUAUCAUUUCCUGUUAUUACACAGUGCUAUUAGACUUCUUUCUAGUGAAAAGUCCUGUAGAAGAGAGACCGGUAUUGCCCGAAAAAUGUUGCAAGAUUUCGUUACUUUUUUUGGAACUUUAUAUGGCGAUGAGAAAGUAAGUUUUAAUAUUCAUGGGUUACUCCACUUGCCUGACUCUGUUGAUGAAUUAGGUCCAUUAGACUCGUUUUCCGCGUACAAAUAUGAAAAUUUCAUGCAGCUUUUAAAAAAAAUUAUUAAAAAUCCUCAUAAUAUACUCCAGCAAUUGUUUCUGAGGAUUCAAGAACGGCAAGGAUCAGAAAUGUAUUUCAAAACUUUGAAUGACUUUGGUUCAUUCACUUUGGAUGAUAAAAAAGAGAAAUACAGCUAUUUUUUUGUGAGAAGAAAGGCCCAAUCAAAGUUAUAAAAGUCACAAAAUCAGGAGAAUCAGACAGAGUUCUGUGUAGAUAUUUUCAGAAAAUCGAGAGCUUCUUUUUGGAACCUAUUACUUCGUCUUCAGGUCUGUGAAUAGUGGUUACAAGUGUUUUAGCCUCGGAAACGGUGGAAAUAUUAAGGAAUGAAAUUACUUAUAAGUACUUUUGUAUUCCUUUUAAUGAAAAGUUUUUGCUCAUAACCUUAUUACACCAUUUGUUUCACGACUUUUCCAAUUUUGCUACACAUUCAAAUUAAAUUAAAUUUUUGCUACCAUUUAAUAUGAAUAUAAUAUAAUAUAUGAACCAUAAUAAUAAUAUGUAUGAUAUGAUCCAUGAUAAUAAUAUGAACCAUGCACAUGGAUUCAAGCAAUAUUCUUGAUGAGUCGUUUUGUGAGGAGUCUCCAGUCGAAAGUAAGUGGAAUGUAUGAAAAAUGUUUCAUCACAUAAUUCCAUCGUUCUUUAUUUUAGUGGGCCAAUCCCUUAUAAAGAAGAGGUGCUACGACACCAAUGUUGAAGCGGCAGGUGUAAGCCAAGUUUGCUCUCCGAGUGAUGGUAAGUGCCUAUUGAAAAAACUAUGUAAAUAACACUUACGAUUUUAGUAUUAAUUCUUGAAAAUCAUUAAAGAUAUUAACGCGAAGCUGGACACCAAUGUUUAAGAAGAGGAAGCGGCAGGUGUAAGCCAAGUUUGCUCUCCGAGUGAUGGUAAGUGCCUAUUUUAAAAAACUAUGUAACUAACACUUACGAUUUUAAUAUUAAUUCUUGAAAAUCAUUAAAGAUAUAAACGCGAAGCUGGACAUCAUUCUUAAUAACCAAAAAGCCAUAUGGGAUACUUUGCAGACAAGCAUCAAUAACCAAGCAAAGUUGUCAACAAAUCAGGCGGAGCUGGAGAAGAAAUUCAUAUCACUCCAAAUGAAUGCAGUCGAAAACGCGGAAUUUCUCGCUCUAGCGAAAUCAGCACGCGAAAUAACGGUAUCGGUGCAAAAUAUAGAAAAGGAAGUUUGUCGUAUGACGGGCGAUGCAUGUGACAAAAUUAUGAAUGAAAUUGCCAGCAUGUUGCCCUGCUCCGCAUAUACCCCGAUCGAGGUAUUAAAGGCCAAGGAGUAUGUGAAAGCAAUGACCACAUACUUGUACAAAGUCAAAGGCGUAUCGGACGACGUUGGCGGCGUUUUCAAAAAGCUUUUCACCGAUGAGUCCUUGGCUGAAUUUAAUUGGGAAGGGAGGUGGGAGAAGAAAGCCUUGAGAGAACUAACGUUAUUUGAGCAUGUUUUGCGCGACGUUUUCAAUAAAAUGACCUCCAAGGAGUUCGAGCACGCGGUUAAAAAGCAAGUGGAGCGGAGUCAUCAUCGUCUUCAUCAAAAAAAAUACGACUCCAAGAAAAGCGACAAAAAAUAAUGUAUGUAAAUA